AUGAAAUAUUAUCUUCUUAUUCUUCUUUUUUUUGUCGCCACCUCGACAAGCGCUUUCAUUAAGCGUGAUUCCGAAACUUUUGUACUUAACGGCGAGAAAUCUUGUGGUAGUGCAAAAUGUGAUUUAGUCACAGCCGACUCUUUAACAGUUGGUUCUCAUACAACGAAAGCUU
Dentiscutata erythropus is the source of this 172-nucleotide messenger RNA. The record is from the annotation of a GenBank genome assembly. NCBI's taxonomy places the organism in Eukaryota, Fungi, Glomeromycota, Glomeromycetes, Diversisporales, Gigasporaceae.